Molecule: messenger RNA, 1755 nt
Organism: Rhodofomes roseus
Lineage: Eukaryota; Fungi; Basidiomycota; Agaricomycetes; Polyporales; Fomitopsidaceae
Exons: 3
Coding region: 1-1755 (584 amino acids)
Source: RefSeq, a predicted model, not a curated record
AUGAACGAGUCGGUGCACAAGACCGAACACGUAGAGGAUCAGAUUUCUGAUCCGGCUAGCAUCUCUGACAAGCUGACGGGCGAGGACUCCGGGAAAGAGGAGAAGGACGCGGAAGCAGAACCCGAGUGGAAUUGGUUUGAUAUUCCUUUCAGGCAACCCAUAUACUCAUGCGAUACGGGUCCGCGAUUCCCGCAAGAGCUGUUCGAGCGCAUCUGCGAAUUCCUCUGGGACGAACCGGUCCAGCUAGCGGUCAGCUGCACGCGCAUUUGCCCUGCUUGGUAUCAUGCUGCACGGCGACUUCUGCCUCUGCCAGAGUGGAAGAUCACCUGUCGAACCCGAGAGGCCCUGCAAGACCAUGCGCAUACACUCAUCUCCCGUCGUAAUGCGCCAUAUCGCAAACGAUUCAAGUCAUUGUGGAUCUACGACAAUGCCAGCAAGCCGUUCGCGCACGUUUGGCCUAUGUUCAUUCCUGGAUCGAUGCUACCGGAGCUGUGGUCCGUGCAUCUUGUUAACCUUGACUGGUCAACCAAGAUGCCGCACGAUAGCUUCUUCAUCCACCUGUCUUCUUACACCAGUGUCUUGAACCUACAGAUGUACCACUGCAGGUUUCGCAGUUUGCCGGAUCUUCGCAGGGUGAUCAAUGCCCUUCCCAACCUUAUGUCGCUGGAGCUCUACAAAGUAACGUUACAGCACCCUCUCAGACCAGGAUUGGUUCCCGACUACAUUGCUCUCCGAGCCCGUUCACAUAAGCUCGAGUCUGUUGACCUCUACGGUUCCAACCCCAGGCAAGAGUAUCCUGACGUGUCCUCGGACUACCAAGGACCAACGGCCCAAGCUCUGCUGCAUAUGGUAGCCGCAAACUCAUCCACUGUCACCCGCCUCACCCUUGACCUGCGAUUCUUUGCUUCGCUUUCAGCCCUUUGGCAUUAUCUAGCGCAUUUUCGCCGCCUGGCCUCGUUCGAAGCGUGGUAUCAAUUUGCCUCGAGCCCUAGUAUGAUCACAUUUGAGGAGACAAUUCCUGCGCACACGGAGGACACACCUAUACACUCAUGGUCAAAGUUUACCCUUACGGAGGUCCCCGAUCGAUCCGCGCUGCAGCUUCUGCAGCUGCUUGUUACCCCGAAAUCGUGCAGCGAACUGGAGGAAUUUCAAAUUCAUCUUACAGACCGGCCAUCUGCCACACUUGUAUCAUGUACUAGCCGUGUGCUCCAUACAUCCGGACAUCGGCUCAGCGGUCUCAUGUGGAGAUGUUCGGCGGACCUAGAUCUCGAGGUCACUCCGUCACUCGCAGGGAAUACGUCUCUGCAAAGGUUAGACAUACGCCUUCAGGACGUUGCCCCAUCGCCACAGAAGAUACACAGUGCUCUCACCGCCGUCCUAUCAGACAUCGUCAGCGUGGACCUGCAGCACGUGUAUAUUCGGUUCACUCUAGCUUGCCUCGAGGUGCUUCCCCAGGAUCAUGGACGGACACCCGCGGUACUAGAUCCUGCCGAGUCCAUCUCUGCCUUUCACGCCAUUCUCUCGCGCGAGAUAUUCAAUGGGCUUCCGCUGCGCACUGCCGACAAGGGCGUAUGGGUCGUUUUCGAUGUCGGGGACAUACACGGCAAUCUUGCCGUGGUAGCCACUAUCAAAGCCUACAUGAUCACUCUCUUUACGCCGUGGUUGGAUCGCGGAAUAGUGGAGUUGCGGUUCAAUUGGAUGGACAGUGUGGAGACUAUUACUUGUGCUCCCACGUCUAAGUAUGCUCAGUGGUAA